GUCGUUGGUGCUUGAGUUGAACUUGAAUAAGUCUGUCUGCAAUAUGAAAGAAAUUAUUGCCUGAGUAAUCAUCAAGAAGUAUUGGAAAUCGCCGGGACUGAGUGUUGUAUGAACUUCUCGAAGUCCUCCGUGUCUAAGAAUUAUUACAAAAAUCGGUCGUAUGCGAUUGCGACGAUGAGUGGUCUGAUCAUUGGGCUUCGUUGAUGAUUGUUUGUCAAGUUUCGCUUUUGUAAAUAAACUCAAAAUGCAGGAGGAGCAAGAACUAGGAGACGAGCAAGAUUGGGUGCCGGAUGACGAGAUCGCUGUGCAAGACCUUGUACCCGAAUUUUCGUUACGAGAGGCCUUUGGGCGAAUCGUUUCUGGCAACCAGAGUUCCGAGACCCGAUUGGUUUUGGCAUCUUACCUUUUCGAAAAGGCGGCUUUUGCUGACGCGAUAAAACUCAUCGACCAGCAACAGAUUACGUUUGCGCGCGUCAGUCUUCACCUUGGCACUACUCAUGUGAAGAAGAAGAGAAGACGUGCUGCUGGCGAUUAUGAGGUCAAGCAAGGCCCUCUCGCUAGAAGUGGGGCUGAAGCGGCAGGGGAGGGGAAAGAAGCGAACGAAGAGGACGCUAUGGGUGCCCACCAUAUGAAAGCUUCUUCGAAUAUUGCAGGGUCAACCGACGAGGUCGAAAAGGAUUCCUAUCAAAUGAUUUUCGACGAUGUGGCCACGACGGCGUCUGGUUGCGGAGUAUUCGCGUCCCUGGGCUACUGCGCUGAGUGUCACUGCGCUAUCGAUUUGGCACUAGACUUGGCCGAUUUACGAAGGUCUUUUUGACUCUGAGGGAAUCAAUUAAGUACAAUUGUAUAUUUAUAGGAAAUGCUGCUCAACUGUAGUAUUUGUUGAAGGCCGACCAUACGAGCUGGUCAUUUCAAAAAGUUAAAAUGUUCUAAGAUACGAAAAUGCAACAUUGCCAUGUGUGCAUGUUAUUGCUGCGAUGGUGCAUCAGAUCGUACCGGAACUGACUGAGCAUUGCGUUAAGCAGUUUGACGAUCAGGAGGCUUAUGCGGCUUUUCUUGCUCGUGCGAGGCAGGCAGCGAAAACCUUUGCUAAUAAGAAGAUUGCAGUGUCUUAGAGUGAAGGUCUAAGUACAUGCAUAGUCGUGUUUGAGCAGGCCUUUAGAAUGAAUAUGAUCGAGAUACUCAUGGCGCAAUUCAUUGAACAAUGAAUCGCAUUUAAAAUCAACCGUAUUUGGCUGAUGACAUACUAUAGAUAUACUAGUCAUGAACCGAGGGGCCGGAGGUGGAGGGGAAGUGUUUGGACGAGAGAGAGGUCGAGAAAGCUAGUGCCGGCCGCGCCGCGGACUUUGUUGGCGCGGGAAGCAGAUGAGCGGGCCUGUUUUGCUGAAGGCGACCAAAGGGGGAGAGCCUCUGGCCGUGCUCCGUUGGUGCGCGGGGCGGCCGUCUCCGCCGUUGCACCGAAUUGGGGUUGCGAAUGCGGGAGCCUCUGGAGCUGCGGCGCAGCGGUUUGAAGCUGUUAGCGGCCGAAGUCGGGCACCGCGUGCGCGAUUCCAGGCGCUAGCGGCCGGCUUGUGCCGUGGGUGGCUCUCAGUACGUAGCAGCGGACGUGGGUACCGUCCGAAAACGCCGACCCGCCGGCCUUCUGGCCUGAAGCCGCUGCUUCCGCCCACCGGUUUGCAAACCCUGGGAACCCUGACCCGCAAACCCUGGGAAACAAACCUUGAGGCAGGCAGAGGCUGCCCGCUUGCCACCCUUGUCGCUCGUGUCGCUCUCCGAGCUGUUUGGCGCCCUCGGAGUUAUUUGCGGGCAGACUUUGACGAGGCAAAGCCUCGGGCAUGAGAGGGGCCAGCGAAGUCGUGCCCUGAAAGGCGACAGGCUGCGCGUGAACCAAAGGCAUGCGGACGUUGUGGAGCUAGCUCUACCCGCGGCGCGUCUGGCGAUAUUCGCGCGCCUCUGCUUGCUCCAGCACUCGCUGAGGCCAUUCCAGGGACGAAACGCGUGCGCGAUUUUGGCCGCUAGCGUCUUUGCUUGUUGUCGGGCAUUUUGCUGUCGCCUACCUCGGAGAGAGGCUGGCCGCCGCGUGCGUAUCCUACUGCUGCGCUGGCGCCCCUUGGGUGGUCUUGUUGGUCUGCCAGGCAUCUGAACGGCAUCCCCUUGAGGGGAGCAGCAGGCGCAGGCGCCCCCCUUAAAACCUUGAGAGGGGCAAACCCUGACCCUUGAAACCUUGAGAGGGGCAAGCAUUGGCAUCGGCGUGCAACCCUGAGGGGGGGUAUCCUGAGGCGUGAAAGCUUUAGAACGAAAAGCGACCAAAACCUUGAGGCGCAAAACCUUGAGGAGAGAAAACGCGCGCGCAACCCUGAGACGUCAGCUUUGACAUUUGUGCGGUUUUUCGCCAUCUCUGUGACUCGAAACGCUGGAAGGGCCUCCAAGCCUUGAGACUUCGCGCGCGGUCGUGAACCUUGUGGCCUUAGACUCCACGCCCUAAAUAAACUUUGCAGAUCGUGGCGUCUGUUUUUGUCCCUCUUGUGAUUCACCUUGGAGCGCCUUAAAGCCCUGGCGUGGGGCCUCGUUUUUUGUCGGUGAUUAAUAACGAAGGAAUUUUGCUACGUUUACGUACUGGAACAACAAGUCACUUUGGCGUUCUGUUUUUCAUGACAAGGCUGGCUUUCCCGGAAGCUUCACAGAGGAUGGCGUCACAUUAUUUCUUUACGCAUGGCAGUUAUACCAACACGAUGAUCAUGAUUAUUUUAUCUUCUUUGUAGCUUCCUUUGUUGAACUCACUGUCCCGAUAGAAAAUGGAGGAAACUAUCUACAGCAGAAAUACUAAACAGACGUAAAAAGUGCAAGAUAAGCAGCGCAGAAGGGAUGAGG
This is a messenger RNA of Amoebophrya sp. A25, 2871 nucleotides long. The record is from the annotation of a GenBank genome assembly. NCBI's taxonomy places the organism in Eukaryota, Dinophyceae, Syndiniales, Amoebophryaceae.